AUGCAUGACUGCCCAUUCUGUCUUCAGAAUGAAGAUUCCCAGGAAGAGGCUGAUGAUGCCGCUUUGCAAGAGAUGGAGAUUGAGGCAGCAAUGGAAGCAGAGGCUGUGGCUGAGGGGGUAAAAAGAAAGACCAGAGAAGAGGCAGCUUCGCCUGUCCGUGCGGGUGGGGGCCCAGCGGGCAAGAAGUUAGCAACCAACGCAAGCCCGCCAGCAGGACAACGCAGCCCAGUGCCGCCCACCCAAAGGUCCCCAAGCCCAGAAAGCCCUCCCUUCACACAGGGUGGAAGUGAAGCAGCCCGCUUGUCCAUUCCAAGCUUUGGGAUUGACAUCUACGACGACCUGGGUCGGACCAGCAAGGCAUCUACCACGGUGAAGGAUCCUAUGCACGACGCCAUGUCGGAGUACUUGGCUUGCAGGGAUGAAGCACAAAGCCUUUCGUUGCUUCACACCAAGAGCACAUAUCAAGGGCUUGGAAGCCCAGAGGCUUCUUAUCAAACCGUUCUGAAUGCAGCCUUGAAAGACCCCAGGGACCACCACGCUGUGGCAUCAGACUUUGCCUUCAGAACUCGAGAAGUGCUGCCCGUGCCUUUCAAAGUCAGCUUGAGAACCAUUGCCCGCAAGGAAGGUUGUGAGCCUGAGACAUUCAUGGCGCCGAUCCUCAGCACGCGGCUUCGAUUGCAGCCUGAUGAGGAGCACCGACGUGGCUGCGUAGUCCAGAUUGUUUGCGCAGGUGACCCCAGCAUGCGCAAGAGUUAUUUGAAGGAUUUUACCUGCAAAAAGCUUCUUUCCCAUGCAGAUGUCCCUGCUGUCAUCAAGGCAGGUCUGCAUUACGGCAACAAAGAAAAGAUGUGCACUUGGCUGAACUGCGAAGAUGACAAGACAGUCACUGGAGAUGGUGCCACGGCGCUGACUCAUUACACCUUCGUUCACCAAGUGUAUGGACAGGUGUCGCUUUGUGAGUAUGUGCUCCAGCCGACUGCAAGCAUGUUUUGCAAGAGAAUCCAUGCGACGUGGCAAACAAGGCCAGUGACAAGUGACCCUGAUCAGCAGAGCCAGUCCAGCAAAGAGUUCCUGAUUGACUUCUUUGGUUGGAUGGGGCGCGUGGCAAGCAACCAGGACAAAGACCACUAUUUUGACAAGUUCGCCUUGCCCGUGCUCAGGAAGGCUUUGCAGGGACUUGCAGAUUUGGAUGCCAAGAUGAAAUUGCAGCGAGUCAUUCUGUCCAAUCCUCGAUGUGUUGGUCCAACCUCCACUGCGCACAUUCGCUCUGUUCUGAAUUACCACUUUCAGAAGGAGAAAGAGGAAAAACCAGCAAAGUUCGUCUUGGCAGCAGUCAAAGACCUCUUGAAAGUUGGCAUCUUGCAAGAGGUUGACAAGAAGGAAGUGGAAGAACAGGCGCCCAAACUUAAGGACAAGAAAAGCGCCAAGAGCAAGGAGGCCACGCUAAAGAGCGAGCCACGAGGCCCGCCAGGUGGCCACGCUGUCCUGUACUACCAGACAUGUGCCGAUGCUAAGUGGCACCAUGACAAUGGCUUCUACCUUAGGGAUUCAGCAGAUGCUGAUGCCAGCAUGCGUGAUGUUGGUACGCAAUCAAAUAGAGAUGGCACAAUAGUCCACUCCUCAUUGUGA
Molecule: messenger RNA, 1629 nt
Organism: Cladocopium goreaui
Lineage: Eukaryota; Dinophyceae; Suessiales; Symbiodiniaceae
Source: the annotation of a GenBank genome assembly